UCUUCUGCAUUAGGGAACUGGCUGCUGCCGCUGCCGGUGCGUUCGCUGCUGCAAGGAGCCGGCGAGAGCUUUGGAAGAAUGUGAAGCCGGUGCCGUCUCCCAGGGGCAGCCAGUGGGCUGGGACUAACUGGAGGAGUCCUGGUUAUGAAGAUUAUGAUCACAUGUGCAGCUCUGCCUAGCUGUUCCCUUGGAGACGAUGGUGGUUCCCUAGAGAAUAGGUGGAAAUGCCUGGUUAACCAUCAGCUUCCUGCUCUUUUUAUCCAAAAGAUUCUCUAACUACUUUUUAACAACUCUCCGUUUUAUUCCAUCAUGUUGUCUCUACCAGCUUAAACUAUUUCCUAAGAUGGUCCUUUUGCUGUUCCUUGCAAUCCUGUUAUCAAAGGAAGAUGCCAGUGGGAACUUUGGGUUUUUGGUUUCUGCACAGUCCAAUGAAAGAAGGGUGGUUGCACAUAUGCCUGGUGAUAUUAUCAUUGGAGCUUUGUUUUCUGUCCACCAUCAGCCAACUGUUGACAAGGUCCAUGAGAGAAAAUGUGGAGAGGUAAGGGAGCAAUAUGGCAUACAGAGAGUGGAAGCGAUGCUUCAUACCCUGGACAGAAUUAAUCUGGACCCAACACUGUUGCCAAAUAUCACGCUAGGCUGUGAAAUAAGGGACUCUUGUUGGCAUUCUGCCGUGGCUCUGGAGCAAAGCAUUGAGUUCAUAAGGGACUCUCUUAUUUCAUCCGAAGAAGAAGAGGGGAUAGUGCGCUGUGUCGAUGGAUCUUCAACAUCUAUCCGCUCCAAGAAACCCAUUGUCGGCGUCAUUGGACCUGGUUCUAGUUCAGUAGCGAUCCAGGUCCAGAACUUGUUGCAGCUUUUCAAUAUACCUCAGAUUGCUUAUUCUGCCACGAGCAUGGACCUAAGUGACAAAACUCUGUUCAAGUAUUUCAUGAGAGUCGUGCCAUCUGAUGCACAGCAAGCUCGAGCUAUGGUGGACAUUGUCAAACGCUAUAACUGGACCUAUGUUUCUGCUGUACAUACUGAAGGAAACUAUGGUGAGAGUGGAAUGGAAGCCUUCAAAGAUAUGUCGGCCAAGGAGGGGAUCUGCAUUGCCCAUUCCUACAAGAUCUAUAGCAAUGCUGGCGAACAGAGUUUUGACAAGCUGUUGAAAAAGCUAAGGAGCCACCUGCCCAAGGCAAGAGUGGUUGCCUGCUUCUGUGAGGGCAUGACUGUGAGAGGGCUGCUAAUGGCCAUGAGGCGCUUGGGUCUGGCUGGAGAGUUUUUGCUUCUAGGCAGUGAUGGCUGGGCAGACAGGUACGAUGUGACAGACGGGUAUCAGCGGGAAGCUGUUGGCGGAAUAACGAUCAAGCUUCAGUCUCCUGAUGUGAAAUGGUUUGAUGACUAUUACCUGCAGCUUCAGCCAGAAACCAAUCUCCGAAAUCCAUGGUUUCAGGAAUUCUGGCAGCACAGGUUCCAGUGCCAGCUGGAGGGGUAUCCACAAGAGAAUACUAAAUACAACAAGACUUGCAACAGUCAGUUGACUCUCAAAACGCAACAUGUUCAAGAUUCUAAAAUGGGAUUCGUAAUCAAUGCCAUAUAUUCUAUGGCAUACGGUCUUCACAACAUGCAGAUGUCACUAUGCCCAGGCUAUGCAGGUCUCUGUGAUGCCAUGAAGCCUAUAGAUGGUCAAAAACUCCUGGAUUCUCUCAUGAAGACUAACUUCACUGGGGUUUCUGGGGAGGUCAUCUUGUUCGAUGAGAAUGGAGACUCACCAGGAAGGUAUGAGAUUAUGAAUUUUAAGCAAAUGGGGAAGGAUUACUUUGACUAUAUCAAUGUUGGAAGUUGGGAUAAUGGUGAAUUGAAGAUGGAUGACGAUGAAAUAUGGUCAAAGAAGAAUACUGUCAUCAGAUCGGUCUGCAGUGAACCAUGUGAAAAAGGCCAGAUAAAGGUGAUCCGUAAAGGAGAAGUCAGCUGCUGCUGGACCUGUACGCCUUGUAAGGACAAUGAGUUUGUCUCUGAUGAAUACACAUGCAAGGCGUGCCAGCUGGGCUCCUGGCCCACUGAUGACCUUACAGGUUGUGAUCUCAUCCCAGUCCAGUACCUCAGAUGGGGCGAUCCUGAACCAAUAGCAGCAGUUGUUUUUUCCUGUCUGGGUCUACUGGCCACCCUGUUUGUUACAGCUAUAUUCAUCAUGUACCGCGAUACCCCAGUUGUCAAGUCAUCAAGCCGAGAACUCUGCUACAUUAUUCUCGCUGGCAUCUGCUUGGGUUACUUGUGUACCUUCUGUCUCAUUGCAAAGCCUCAACGGAUUUAUUGUUACCUUCAAAGAAUUGGCAUCGGUCUGUCCCCGGCUAUGAGUUACUCUGCCCUAGUAACUAAAACCAAUCGCAUUGCAAGAAUUCUAGCUGGCAGCAAGAAGAAAAUCUGUACAAAGAAACCUAGGUUCAUGAGUGCCUGUGCCCAGUUGGUUAUUGCAUUUAUCUUAAUAUGUAUACAGUUAGGCAUAAUUGUUGCCCUUUUCAUAAUGGAGCCACCAGAUAUAAUGCAUGAUUAUCCAAGUAUCCGAGAGGUCUACUUGAUUUGUAACACCACCAACUUGGGUGUCGUAACUCCCCUUGGAUACAAUGGAUUAUUAAUUUUAAGUUGCACCUUUUAUGCAUUUAAGACCAGAAAUGUCCCGGCUAAUUUCAAUGAAGCAAAGUAUAUCGCCUUUACAAUGUAUACCACCUGUAUCAUUUGGCUGGCCUUUGUGCCCAUAUAUUUUGGUAGCAACUACAAGAUAAUCACCAUGUGUUUUUCUGUAAGCCUGAGUGCCACUGUGGCCCUCGGCUGCAUGUUUGUGCCAAAGGUGUACAUCAUCCUCGCUAAGCCAGAAAGGAAUGUACGCAGCGCAUUCACCACGUCGACCGUGGUCCGCAUGCACGUAGGGGAUGGAAAGUCAUCUUCAGCUGCAAGCCGCUCAAGUAGCCUGGUCAACCUAUGGAAAAGAAGGGGAUCGUCUGGUGAAACUCUAAGGUACAAAGGCAGGAGGCUGGCCCAGCACAAGUCGGAAAUAGAGUGUUUCACCCCAAAAGGGAGUAUGGGAAAUGGUGGGAGAGCUACAAUGAGCAGCUCGAAUGGGAAAUCGGUCACAUGGGCCCAGAAUGAGAAGAGCAGCAGCAGGGGAGCGCACCUCUGGCAAAGGCUCUCAGUCCACAUCAACAAAAAGGAGAACCCUAAUCAAACCGCGGUGAUCAAGCCCUUUUCGAAGAGCACGGACAGUAGCCGACACAGCAGCAGCGCCGCAUUUCCAGAGACCAGUGCCAAAAUGCUUUAUGACGUCUCAGAAGCGGAGGAGCAAUACCCAGCUCAGUUCCAGCCACAGACCCCAUCGCCGAUCAGCACGGUGAGCCACAGGACUGCCUCCAUUAGCCGAACAGAUGACGAUGUCCCCACAGCCCAGACAGAACAUGCCCAACGGAGCAGUUCCUCCCAAGGCUCUCUGAUGGAGCAAAUCAGCAGUGUGGUCACACGCUUCACAGCCAACAUCAGUGAGCUGAACUCUAUGAUGCUUUCAACAGCCACGCCGGGGGCAAUGGUGGCCACUCCUCUCUGCUCUUCCUACCUGAUCCCAAGAGAGAUCCAGCUUCCUACAACAAUGACCACUUUUGCAGAGAUCCAGCCGCUCCCUGCCAUUGAAGUCAAUGGUGCAUCGCAGUCUGCUAGGAAACCUUCGUGUGGCAGCAUCAAAGAAGGUACUUCGGAGGCACCAGCGGUGAAGCAAGAUCUUGAGGAGUUGGUGGCUUUAACUCCUCCCUCACCUUUUAGAGACUCCAUUGAUUCUGGGAGCGCAUCUCCCAGCUCUCCAGUGUCAGAAUCAGCUCUUUGUAUCCCAUCCUCCCCGAAAUAUGACAAGCUUAUCAUAAGAGAUUACUCUCAAAGUUCUUCUUCAUUGUGAAUGUAGUUCAAGACACUAUUGGAUCUCGACAGCUACAAGCAGGUAGAGCGGGGACAGCCAAGCCUUCAAGAUCUCCAAUCUUUACACAGAUACAGUGAUAGGCAUUGGGUCAUCAUGUGAAGAAUGGAGGGGGCAAUAGAGAAUCAUUCAAUAAAUGGAAACAUCGGAUUAAUUAUGCUAUUUUAAAGAAACAAAACUAUGAGCAGAUUUUCGUGGCCUUACAAAACAUGGGCUUUUAAGAAACACUGCAUAUAUUUUUGAGGGCUUAUAAGGAGUCUGUUAAAUCAGUUACAUACCAAGUGCUUUGCUUUAGUAUAACAAUGAACUGUGUGUACAAUAUAUGAAAAAAGUAGACUGUAAGCGACUGUACAAUGUUUUCUUUAUUUACUCUGAUUCCUUACCCAGAAGUGAACCUUGAUCUAUUAUCAAGAAUAGAAGACCAAACAUUGAAUGUACAUUUUCUAACAGACUCAAAAUCUGGCACCAAUAUGUCAGGCUCUUUUUUUUUCUAUGAAGAUCUCAAAAAGCAGUAACGUAUGUUUAGUAACUACCAAACUUUUGCUGAAGCGUAUCAUGCUGGUGAUACCCUACGUGUAGAUAAAAAUAAACUGUGGCUUUGCAAUGUGUGACUGCAUACGGAGGGCUUUACAAGUGACUUCUCAACCUACAGAUUUGUUUAUGAAAUUCUCUUCUAUAAGUAUUAAAGGUUCAAUUUAUUAACAUUGGAUACACCUUCAUAGCAACAAAAUGUGAGGACGAUUUCCUGACUCUUUCACCACGUUGCCAGCCAAUGAUGGAGUAGCAAAAAAUAUUUUCUGGAGUACUGUUUUGUAAUUCCCUUAUCAGGACACGUUGUUGAGGAGAAUAUUCUGUUUCUAGCAGUAUUAUUAAGCUAUAGCAUAGCUGCAUUCCCUAGUGAAAUUAACACAUUUUUAUGGUCAUUCUCAUGGUAAUAUUGCCAGUUAAAAUAUUAUACUUAUUCAGGCUCCCAUAUCCUUUGCUUUUAAGGAAGAGGUAAACACUCCAUGGUUUUUCUCAGUUAUUAUAAAGGUUAGAAUACUGAGAAAGCAGUCUGGAUUAUGAUGAACGAAUACUAUCGAUGGAAGGAUUGUCAUGAUCAUAAUUCAUUUACGAAAAAACACCUGUGUCAAAGUCUGCUUCGAGGUGGUUUAGCUACUCUUCGAUAAGCAACAAUUUUAACUCUAGUUAGCUGCGGAUGCAUUGCGGCUCUGAACUGUGACAAAAGAAGAUUUUCAAAGCAAUACAGAGUAUAUGUUCAAACAAGGGGGACCUAAUGAGAUACAAACUAACGGAGUCUUUCUUAGCAUCUCAUAGAAGAGGUGAGGGAAUUAUUGACAUUUUUUUUCCUGUAUCAAAGUAGCUACAAGUAUAGUUUAGUACACUUCAUGCUGUCAUGGCACUUUUUAAAUACAUGCGGGAAGAGAUUUUAAAGUUUGAAUAGAAGCAAAAUAAUUUUUGAUAGCUAUGAUGAAACAAUGCACACUAUAAUUUGCUUUCUCCCUUCCCUCCCCCAAUGACACAGCUAUCCUCAGGUGCCAAAAUUUUGUGUUUUUUUCUUAUUUAUAAGGAUAGUAUGAAGGGGCGGGUGAUUUACUGUAAUUCAAAGUCAAGUUGAUGCAGCCUUAUACAGAAGAUAGCCUUAUGGAAGGGAGCCUUGGAAUAAGGCUGCUGUGUAUUAUUUUUUAAACUCCCAAAUCUUAUUUUUUUGCAGGUCUGCAAAUACUUUUCAAUCAAAAUGUAUUGUUUUCAGGCAUUUUUUUUUCAUUCAUGAAAGGUAUAACAAUCUGAUUAAAAAGUGAAAGCACGUUUGUUCAUUUCAGCAAAGAGUAUUACUAUUCUAUUUUUAAGUUAGCUCUAUCAUGACUUUAUGCCAUGCAUCCCAAUCCUCCAUUCAAUUAAUUUUUUGUAACAAAAUAGCUGAAUGAUACUAGGCUAACACUGUAAAAUAACACCCUCAGCUAAACAUUUUGCUCAAGGAGUAGUAAUUCAUUAGUUAACUAACUGCCCGUAGCUUAUGAGACGCAGACCUUUUAACUUUUCUUAGUCCGUCUGGAAAAAUGGGCAUUUCAAAUCAGGAACACAAUAUAUAUGUUCUUAGUAGGGACUCUAGACCUCUAUGAAACUGUCUGAAGUAUUGUACAUGGAACAUUUGCAAGGUACUGUAUAUGUUUUCCUUCAACACAGAACUGCUUUGAUUCAUGGAUAGUUUAGGUGGGUGGUUUACCUGCAUUUCAAAGGGAAUGUUAUUUAUUAAGUCAUUGCCCAAUAUCAUGAACAGAGCCCCUUCCGCCCUUUACCCCCCCCCACCACACACACACACUCCUUAAACAAAUGCCUCAGUUGUGUAGCCUGCCUUUCUUAUGCUGGCAGGUACUUACACAAUUAUCCCUCAAUGGGAUUGCUUGCAUGAGUAAGUGAUUACCAAUGUAAGUAAGGAUUGUACAAGUGGUCCCUUAAAAUGUGUUGUUAAUCAGUCUUCUUUAAGAAAAAAAGGAGUAAGAAGGGAAGGCUAUCAAAUCAUGAUUCAAUAUAAAUAAUGCAUUCACUGUUACAUAGCUCCUAGGUCAUAAUUCUGAAGAAUCAUUCAGUCUAACUGGCCAUAGUUGCUGUUCAGAGUUUGUUAAUCUUUUUUAUAUUGCCAAGAAUGCAUUCAUCCCUCAGUUUAACUGUUGGGUAGCACUUCCAUCUAUUGGUUGAUUAGGACCCUAACAUUAUACUAGCCAUCUUUUAAACACUCUUUGCUUUUGUUACUAAGGGUUCAUUUCCCUUGUACUCCUGUUUGCUAUAGAGGAAGUUCUGCAUGCACAAGGAAUGCAAGACUGGCCCUGUUGAAACUGUACUUUUCUUCUCUGUUUGACUUCCAAGGCUUUGAUAUCUAAUCAGCAAUGAAGAAUAGCUCAUUAUUAGUACUAGGCAUGGGAUGGCAGAACACAUUUUCUUGGGCAGGCUGGUCCUUGGAAGAUUUACCUGAAUUUUAUAGGAGAGAGGAGAGAUUUUUGUGGGAAUAAUGAGGAGCAACACAAAGGACAGGACAAGGAGCAAUGGUCUCAAGUUGCAGUGGGGGAGGUCUAGGUUGGAUAUUAGGAAACACUAUUUCACUAGGAGGGUGGUGAAGCACUGGAAUGCGUUACCUAGGGAGGUGGUGGAAUCUUCUUCCUUGGAGGUUUUUAAGGUCAGGCUUGACAAAGCCCUGGCUGGGAUGAUUUAGUUGGGAAUUGGUCGUGCUUUGAGCAGGGGGUUGGACUAGAUGACCUCCUGAGGUCCCUUCCAACCCCGAUAUUCUAUGAUUCUAUGACAAGCAUUGGAAGAGGCAGAGGCAGCUUUAUGGAAGUGUAGGGUCCCAAGCAAGAGUCCAGAGGAUUUGGUGGAGGAAGGGAGAGAAAUUGGGGGUUCUACUAAUUAUUUUCACUGCACCACUAGUGUACUAGAUUCGUUACAGGGAGAUGUGAAGACAAGGUCCCCACCUGGAAGACCUCACAGUCUGAAUAAACAAUAGGCAAGUAGAUGAUGGGUUACCUUCCAGUUCUGCUGCUGGAAAGGAAAUUGUUUACACUGCAGGGAAAAACACUAACAUUCUUGACAGUGAAGACCCCCUGAAAAAAACACACUUGUUCUGAAGGCCAGCCCUGGAAGAGUGCAGGUCUGACCCCUCUCUGGAAGGCUAUUGAAAUAAAGUGAGCAACUACACCAGCCCCGUUACAACCAUUUGUGUGAAGUGCUAGAAAAAAUGAGGCAGAACUAUAUUUGAAAAUUGGCUGUUUAUUGUAUGACUUUGGAGAUGUAUCCCCUUCUAUUUCUCAUCUAAAAAUAUCUAAGAUACUUUGUGAUUGGCCUCCUAUAGAUACCUUAGACUAGAGGUUCCUAGAUCAUGGUCCAUAGAGCACUUGCUGAUGGCUCCUGAAGACCUAGUUAAUCACAUGGUGCUGGCUCCUUCUCCUGACUUCCUGCUGUGAAACUGCAUUAAAAGACAGCUAAAAAUAUGUCAAAUACUUUCCUUAGCUUACUUGGGCAGAUACGCAAUUACUGUGGUUGCUACGAGAAUGUUUGUGAUCACAAAUGGGAGGGGAAGUCGUCUAUGUGAGUGUGAUUAGGAGGAGAGGUGAUCCAUGAGACAAUCUCUGGAUUAUCAUGUGGUUCACACUAAAACCUUUGGGAACCUUUACCUAGAGGGCAAAAGAGACUAGAUAGAGAACAUAGGUGCAAAUGUUGAUGCCUGAGAGAAAAUUAUCUUUAUGCUCCAAACCCUACCAGACAGAAAGAGAGAAAAUGUGGGAAGAUUUUAUCACAAGCAUCAGUUUCUGAGAGAAGUCAGAUUACUAUGUUUGUGAUGAGUAAUUCUGGCUAGAUCAUUAUCUCAACAGACACCAGUGGAAAUCCACUGAGGUCAAUGGAGUUACUCCAGGUUUAUGUCAGUGUAAAUGAGAUGAGUCUAGCCAUAGCCAGUGAAGUCUAGACAUUGACUAGUUACUCCAGGAGGAAAGAGGUUUCUUAAGAUUUUGCUUGAUCCAUACACCAUAAAUGGUUGAUUAGAUUAAUUCUUAAGAGAACUCUUUUAGUUCAGUGGCUAGAACCUUCCCCAUGGAUUUGCUUUACCACUUACCUAGCAGGUAUCCCUAUAGACAAAUAAAAUUGUGGUUGGAAAUGUCAAGGGUUGUGAGGAUAAUUUAUCCAUAAGAAGGAAACAGGUCAUGGCUUUACUGCAGUUUCCUGAUUCCCAGCAAGAGAAUUAAAAUGUUCCCCCAAGAGUCAUCUGCUACACUCCCAGUAUCUACGACACACGUUGGACACUUUGACUGAACUACCUGAGGUCACUUUUUUUGCUACGGCUUAUCAAUACACCUAAGCUUUGAAAUCUCUGUAGUUACCAUUUACAAUUUUAUACUGUGAAAAGAAUAAAUAAAUAAAUAAUGCAGAUCAGUGAAACAUAAAGAGGUAAGUAAGAAAUUCAUCUCCUUGAUGAAUUGGCAUACGUGGCUGGUUUUCUCUUGUCUGAGCAACGACAGUGCAAACUCUAAGUAAUAAACAGCUGAGUCACUCUGAUCUGCCAAAUGGGAAUAAAUAUACUAUGUAUAUUAUAUGUACUGAUAGGGUUUAAUGGCAGCUGCUGGUGGUAUUUGUAAUUAGAACUCUAUAUAGAAUAUAGAUGUUUUAGAGAAACGGUGCCAAUUCUAAAAGAUUUGUGUGGGCUACAAGUGCUUGUAAUUAUUAUUAUUAUUUUUUUAUUUGCUAAUAACUUAUUAUGAAAAUCUGGUUUUAAACAUUCUGUGAGCGUUUGUCCCUUUCUUAUGUUGCUGCUUAUACUAUUAAAACAGUAGAGAAUGUAAAAUUAUUUUGAUGUGAACUGAAAAAGAUUUUUCAUAAAAUUUAACAUUUUUAUCAGCUUUGGUUUUGCGGUCUACUUGUAGAAAUGUAAUUUAUUUUAGCAUUUAAAAAUACAUUUGCUUGUUUCUUGGUUGUCUACAUCAUGUUAUAGUUGAUGUUUAUGUAGAGUCAGGUACUUUUUGAACAGUAUUAAAAAAAAUCCUGUGAUAUGA
Malaclemys terrapin pileata is the source of this 9468-nucleotide messenger RNA. It is a transcript of the gene GRM5, whose product is annotated as glutamate metabotropic receptor 5. Gene Ontology annotation, biological process: G protein-coupled glutamate receptor signaling pathway; regulation of synaptic transmission, glutamatergic; trans-synaptic signaling by endocannabinoid, modulating synaptic transmission. The coding region runs from base 344 to 3913 and encodes 1189 amino acids. Gene Ontology annotation, cellular component: postsynaptic density membrane. Gene Ontology annotation, molecular function: G protein-coupled receptor activity involved in regulation of postsynaptic membrane potential; adenylate cyclase inhibiting G protein-coupled glutamate receptor activity. The transcript is spliced from 10 exons. NCBI's taxonomy places the organism in Eukaryota, Metazoa, Chordata, Testudines, Emydidae. The record is from RefSeq and is a predicted model, not a curated record.